This is a messenger RNA of Chelmon rostratus (copperband butterflyfish), 947 nucleotides long. RefSeq names its product protein CutA homolog. The record is from RefSeq and is a predicted model, not a curated record. The transcript has 7 exons. Gene Ontology annotation, molecular function: copper ion binding. Gene Ontology annotation, biological process: response to metal ion. Lineage: Eukaryota; Metazoa; Chordata; Actinopteri; Chaetodontiformes; Chaetodontidae. Bases 58 to 525 code for a protein of 155 amino acids.
CGCUUUACGGCAGAGUGUCUAGCUCUUUCGGCAGACUCAGACAGCUGUCAGAAGGCAAUGCGCAUUGGACUACCCAGUGCAGAGACGCUGCAAGGUGGAUCCUUCAGAGCUUGGACUGUGACGGUGCUCCUGAGUGUGCUUAUGUUCCAGCUGCUGAGGACUGUUGGACUGAGGGCGUUCUCCAUGGCAUCUGAGACGUACACGUCAGGCACACACUCUGCCGCCUUCGUCACUUGUCCUAAUGACACAGUGGCUAAAGGCUUGGCCAGGGGUAUUGUGGAAAAGAAGCUGGCUGCAUGCGUCAACAUUGUCCCAGCAAUCAAAUCUGUAUACGAAUGGCAGGGUAAGAUUGAAGAGGACAAUGAGGUGCUGCUGAUGAUUAAAACAAGAAGUUCCAAGGUGCCUGCUCUUGCUGAAUAUGUCCGCUCGAACCAUCCAUAUGAGGUGGCCGAGGUCAUCAGCCUGCCUAUUGACCAGGGCAACCCGCCCUACCUUAAGUGGAUAGGAGACGUUGUCCCUGAGUGAGGACGGACUGAUGGAUGAGUGGAUCUGUCGAUUAAUGGAUGGAAAAAUUAAUCAGAGAACAUGUAAAAUUACAUUCACCAUUUCCCUCAAAGAGACAUCCAAUACGGAGACAGACUCACUCACUACCCAAAUCUGUAAUCCAGCUGCAUCACAGUGCACACCAAGUACCACACUGAGAGAAAUUAUGAUGUUAUCUAAAAUCUGUCCUUUUGUUGCUGUUUGCAGCCAUCAUUUGAGACUUGCAAGUUAAUCUUUCCCUUUUUGUAUGUUUGCCACUAGAGGGCAGCCGUGGUCUUUCAUUUUCCAAGUGAACCAGGUGCAAAAUAAACUGCCACUUAAAUGUGAACGGAUAUGGUUAGAUACCGGAUUUUGUUUGCAGAAGAAGAAAUUUGCAAUAAAGCGGAGCAUUAUUUUUUACUUUA